AUGGCCUUAUCUGAGUCGGUAGCUGGUACAAACGAACAAACUUCUUUAAUACAUCAAGUAACAAGAUUACAAAAUAAUGAAUCAAAUCGUAUACGAUCAAAUGUUGAUAUUGCAAAUCGAUCUCAUAAUUUAAAUAAUGCUAUUUUACGUCUUGAUCAAUAUGCACUUGGUACGAGAGUUGUUAGAGGACCAGAGUGGAAAUGGCAAAAACAAGAUGGUGGUGAAGGACAUGUUGGAACAGUUCAAUCAAUUGAAAAUAAUGAUAAAGUAUCAGUCGUAUGGGAUUAUGGACAAUCGGCAAAUUAUAGAUGUCAAACACAUUAUGAUUUAAGAAUAUUGGAUAAUAGUGCAACAGGUAGAUAUAACGGGUGUGCCAUAAUAAACUGAACUAAAUGUUACUGCAGUUUUUUCGUACUUCCUCUUCAAAUUAAAAGUAUUUUUACAUACCAAAAGAUAGAGAAUUUCAAGCUCUACAAAACCUACUAUUCGAAUCUUUUUCGAAGCGAGCAUUUUUCUCGUUUGAGCACCAUUCAAAAUAUUGAAGAGUGCUAAGUUGUCGAACUGCGACACACUGAAAAUAGAAAAACAUUUGCCUUGAUCCAAAAAUAGAUUCCAUAAUAUUUUUGAAAACAU
Messenger RNA from Didymodactylos carnosus, 633 nucleotides. The record is from the annotation of a GenBank genome assembly. NCBI's taxonomy places the organism in Eukaryota, Metazoa, Rotifera, Eurotatoria, Philodinida, Philodinidae.